AUGUUCAAGGGUAACCACCCUUUGAAAGGCAACAACAACAUUGAUUCAAUCAAGGUCACAUUUAUUGACAAGAUAGUAGAAAACUUAAAUACCCGGUUUCCAAAGGAAGAAAGCAAUAUAGUCUAUGCUUUUGGGGUGCUGGGGCUUCGGCCAAUCUCCCUCUUAUCUCCAAGUGACUUAGAAGAGUGGGGAAAUAGCAAGUUGGAGACGCUUAUCAACCACUUUGGCAAGGAAAAGGAGCACAAGUAAGUUUAAAACUUGUUUUAGCGGAGAAAAACCAAAACUGAACUGGAAGCUCAGGAUAGCACUGGAGCACAGCUGUGAUCCAAUGUUAGCUUCAUGCAAUUGCUUGCAGUCUGGUUUUACUUUUACUUUUUCUUUCAACAAACAAUGACAUAGUAACAAGUGAAUAAUACUUAUUUUUGUUUUAAUAUUGUCUUUGCUCUUCAUUGGGUAUUUAGGCAUGCAGAUGCAGUUAGCAAAACUGCAGCUGUGAUUGAUCCAGACCAAACUGCAGAUGAGUGGGCAAAGAUCAAGCCACUUGUAGUCAAAGCUGGAUAUCCCAGGGACAGAAUGGUACCACUGUGGAACUUAGUUCAUAAGUAUCACAAAGAUGAAUUUCCAAAUUUAAUUACACUUGCAUCUCUGGCUUUAACAGCUCCUAUUCACACAGCAGAUUGCAAACGAGGGUUUAGUCUUCAGAAUAGCCUCAAGACAUCCGUCCGAAACAGACUUGGUUCAGAAAGAGUUGAUGACUUAAUGGUUGUCUCUGCUGAAGGAGAAGAUCUUGAUCAAUUCGACUUUAACGCGGCCUUGCAGCACUGGAGGAAGAAAAAGGACAGAAGAAUCUUUACUGGCUAA
This is a messenger RNA of Porites evermanni, 861 nucleotides long. The record is from the annotation of a GenBank genome assembly. NCBI's taxonomy places the organism in Eukaryota, Metazoa, Cnidaria, Anthozoa, Scleractinia, Poritidae.